Messenger RNA from Parasteatoda tepidariorum (common house spider), 1246 nucleotides. Its product is annotated as ataxin-3. Lineage: Eukaryota; Metazoa; Arthropoda; Arachnida; Araneae; Theridiidae. Gene Ontology annotation, biological process: protein deubiquitination. Gene Ontology annotation, cellular component: nucleus. The record is from RefSeq and is a predicted model, not a curated record. Gene Ontology annotation, molecular function: cysteine-type deubiquitinase activity.
CAACAAGGUUGAAACUGAAAUGAAAACAUAAAAAUUAAAUGAAUUGUGUCAACAACUUUGGUGAGAAUGGGUCCGGUGGAUUAAUUUGUUAAAAUAACAAAAUAUUUACAAUUUAUUGCCGUUUUUAAUAACAUUUAUUGUUCAGGUUUCGAUGUUUUCAAGCCUUAAGUUACAGUUUCAAUUAUUUUAUUGCAAUGGAAGAAAUAUUUCACGAAAAGCAAGAGGGUUCAUUAUGUGCUCAACAUUGCUUAAAUGCUCUUUUGCAAGCCCACUAUUUUACUGCUGUUGAAUUAGCUGCUUUAGCAAGACAGAUGGAUGAUGAAGAGCGUUCUCGUAUGGCUGAAGGUGGAGUUCAUUCAGAAGAUUAUCACAAAUUUUUGCAACAACCUUCUACGAAUGUGGAUGAUUCGGGUUACUUUUCUAUUCAAGUAAUAGCAUCUGCUUUAAAAGUUUGGGGAUUGGAACUCAUACCUUACAGUAGUCAAAAUCCACUUGCUCAGUCGGCUCGUACAGAUCCUACAAAAAUGUCUGCCUACAUCUGCAAUUAUCGAGACCAUUGGCUGACUAUUAGAAAAAUUGGGCGUCAGUGGUUCAAUUUGAAUUCAUUGCUGUCGGGUCCUGAACUCAUAUCUGACACCUUUCUAGCACUAUUUCUUGCUCAACUUCAGGAAGAAGGGUAUUCAAUAUUCAUUGUUGAUGGGAGGUUGCCUGAUUGUGCAGCUGAUAGAUUAUUAUUAAUUCAUCCUGCUGUCCAAGUGAAAAAACCUAACCUUUUAACGGAGACGAAAGUGGCCAGUAAUUUAAUACAGUGUGAUGACGAGGAGGAGGACAAGACAUUGACGGACACUCUCACACGGACAUUAGCAGAGUCUAUUCAAAUGGAGAAUGAUUGCUUAGAAGUUGCUUUGUCUAUGAGCUUAAGUGAAUAUGAGAAAGCAGCAGGAGGAGAUCAACCUAGUUGUAGUAGUAGAGAAAUACAGCGUGAAACUUUGCCGCAAACACCAGAUGCAGAAAUGAGUGAGCAAGAAAUGCUGGAAGUAGCAAUAAGAAUGUCAAUGGAAUCGUGAUGUUAAAUAUGUUUUAUACUCUUUCUUGUAUUGUCUUUAACAAAAAAAUUUUAUAAAUGUGUAUUUGAGAUGGAGUGUUGCCUUCUGUAAACAUGACUUCAUACUAUAUUUUGUUAUGUUAUUUAUUAACUUUAUAAUGAAGUAUAUCACAAUUCGGCUUGAACUGAAUCUAUCAACAA